This is a messenger RNA of Naegleria lovaniensis, 1635 nucleotides long. RefSeq lists its product as uncharacterized. Gene Ontology annotation, molecular function: protein binding. Lineage: Eukaryota; Heterolobosea; Eutetramitea; Acrasida; Naegleriidae. The record is from RefSeq and is a predicted model, not a curated record. Gene Ontology annotation, cellular component: catalytic step 2 spliceosome. The transcript has a single exon. Gene Ontology annotation, biological process: mRNA splicing, via spliceosome. Bases 1 to 1635 code for a protein of 544 amino acids.
AUGAUUUCAUCAUCAACGGGUGUUCAUACGUCGAGUGCAUCAUCAUCAGCUACUCCUACAACAUCCACCAAGAAAAAUUCCUCUCUUGAUUCAAAACUCUAUGAUCGGAGUCGUAAAAGUUUUUAUAAUUAUUUGAAUCAUAGACCCUUGUUGAUGAGUAUGGAAAAACCGAGAACCAAUUAUUCGGUGCAAAAUUUGUUGGAUAUGAAUAUUGAGAAACGAAUGAUGAAUGUUUUGAAUGUGAAUCACGUUGCAUUUAUGGGUGCGUUUAAAACAGGAGCCAGUGGAGGAGAGGAUUGUUGUUUUUGUCUGACAACGAAUCACCGUAAUAUCAUUGCCACUAGCAAUGGAAGAGCUAAUUUAUUACUUUUCAAUUAUGAUGGUGUCAAGACAAAGGAAUUUGCAUCACAUCACAAGGAAAUUAUAACUCAAAUUCACUUUGUGCAAAAUCAUCGGGCCACUGAACAGCAACAGCAAUCAUCUGAGAAAGUGGUACAACAAUCGUCAGCAAAAGGUCAUCCGAUCGACCACGAAAUGUUCUACACGUCAUCUCUCGACAAAACUAUCAAAGUAUGGCAUGGCGAGAAUAAUAUUCAAACAUUGAAGGAUCACAAAGACUGGAUCCGUUGCUUGAAUACAAAUUGUGACUCUACUACGUUGUAUUCCGGAUGUAUUAGUGGCUUUAUUUACGGAUGGGACAUUAAUAGAAAUCAUCAAGUUUCUUUUCAAAUUCAAAACGAUCCAAAAGAUGCGCUAGGAGGUUUGAAUACAAUUAACUCCCUGUUAACCCUCCAUAGAUCACCCCACAUUGUUUAUAGUGCUUCACGUGACGGAUGUUUGAGAAUGUAUGACACCAGAAGUUUAGUUUUCAACAGCAAUACUGGAGUGAAUACAGUGAAACCAAAAUUUAAAAUCAAGGCUCACAAUGGUAAAAUGAAUCAAUUACAAAUCACGAACGAUGAUUUGUAUUUACUCUCUAGUGGACGAGAUAGUACCAUGAGACUGUUCGAUGUUAGAAAACUUCCUUCAACUACCCUGAAUGAAGUCUCAUCGCUGGAUCCAUUUGUUGUUCAAACCUACUCGCAACAUGAAUGCAAGUCAUACAAUGUCAGUUCAUGCUUUUUCAAGGAAGAGAAAUAUGUUCUCACAGGAAGUGAAGACAACAAGAUUUAUAUUUAUGACACAUGGUCAGGAAAGUUAGUACGCACUCUGAGUGGUCAUGAAGGCGUGAUCCAUUUAUUAAUGAACCUCGAUGAUUACAGGAUUAUUUCCAACUCGAUUGAAUCGAGUCGUUUGUUUUUCUGGGCACCAACGCUCGAAAAGACAGACAUUUUAUCUCAACUGGAAAAAGAAGUCGACGACUCUCUUGAGAGAAAUAUUUUGGAAAGAGUUAUGAGACAACACGGAGAUCAAAUUCUCAAUUUAUAUCACACGAACAGUUUACACAAUGAAAACGAAGGAUUAUCAGCAGCCAUGAACAAUCUAGUCAUCACUCCAGAAAAUCAACAAGUGUUCAAUGAUAUCAUGCAAACAUUUUUAAGAACAGUUAUUCAAGAGCAAGGACAAGGAGGGCAAAUCAAUUGGGACAGUUUAGAUGGAAUUGACGAUUCUGAUAGUGAUUCGAGUGACGUGUAA